AUGGGAGCACCAAGCCACCCUCUGUUUGGUUCCGGAAAGCGAGGAGAGGAAACAAAAGAUGCGCCUUCUCUGAGUACCUCUGCACCACCUCCACCGCGCCCACCGCCCGUUCUCCCUCCUUCUCUCUCUCCACAGGGUGAGGGACAAACAGGGAGCGGUGAUCCCAGAGCUGCCGUGGGCCAUCCCGGUGAGCGUCAAGGCACCGGCGACGUGAGAGGAGAACGGGGCAAGGCGCAAGUUCCCAGUGGAGAAGCGAGCGCGCCGACCAAGGCGGAACCUGUGCAUGCGUCGCAGGAAGAACAGAAAGAGGAUCUGCACGCGUCGAGCACGACUCCCGGGGGAGACGAGAAAGAAAAAGACAUUUCGGUCUCUGGGAAUCCAGUGCCUGGCGGUGGUGAAGAACCGAAAACGCCCCCUCAGGGUUCCUCGCCUGCGUCGGAAAGCACUUCCACCGAAACGCAUGCAGGGGCACCCCGAAACGCCGCAAAUCCUGCCGCUGCGAGCGACGACGCGGUCGCAGGACACACUGAGAUGGGAGGCGUCGAUACGCCACCGCAGACACCAGGGGGUGAUCAGGGUGCAGUGGCGAGGGAAGAUCGAGGAAUCGCGAGUGUUAGAGGACAACCUGAGAGUGCACAGGAAUCUGCCAGCCCCGCACAGGGUGAGGGGGCGGCGAUCCGCGAUUCUCCGCCUUCUCACGACAAAGACACCGCAACUCUUAGGGAGGCAAAAGAAGGAAACGGAUCUGCGUCUGGGGCCGGACUUGCUGGCUCACGAGAAGGCGGCAUGAGGGAACAGGAACCGAAGGCGGCGGCCAAACACGAAGCAGUCAAGAAGCGCGAAGGAAGUCGAAGAGGACCGCGGGGGCCGGGAUUUGGAAGGCACCAACAACCCGGGGAAAACGCUGAUCGAAACGACCGAGCCGAUCGGAGACAAGACUACCCCACAUCAACUCAAGGUGCCCAUACACCUGAAUCAGGUGUCCAUACACCCGACUCAGGUGUCCAUACACCUCCCGCCUACCCGGUUCCGUCAAAGGUAGGGCAGGACGCAGAGGCGGGACGGCAAGAGGAGCCGCAUAGCACUGCUUCCGCGUCGUAUUACCCCGAAGCGCAGGUGGGGUAUGGAGAGGAGCGCGCUGGCCACGCGAUUCCGUCCCACGGAGACCCGCCACAAGACGCCUAUUACGCAUACACCGCAGACCCCGCAGCAGCGUACGCGUCAGCUGAGCCUGUGCAGCGUGUAUAUGGAGACGGGCGCGACUCGCAGGCGAGCGUUCGACCCCCGCGAGAAAGCGAAACCCACGGAGGCCCCAGUCCCUCUGGCAUCCCGCACUGGGAUGUGCAUGCGUCUGAUUCCGGUACAGCCUAUGUCGACGAUAGUUACGGCGCGGGUUCUGUUUCCCUCGACGGCAUCGACACCCGUGAGGACUUGGGCGAGCCGGCUCCUGCAGCGUACUCGUAUUCGUCGAGCAGAGACGGCGGUGCUCAUGCAGCGGGUGGUGGCAACUGUAGAGAUCCGCAAGUCCUUGAGCCGACCCUGGAGGAGCACUGCGACGCGUGGUGUACCACAGCGGCUCUGAAGCACUGGGAAGGUAGCCGGCCGGUCUGGGCGUCUCUCCACCUGAAUCCGGUUCCCUCCUUUUUCGCGGAUCUGCGCACUGGGCUGUUUGUGUUCUUGUAUCGGCACAAAGAGACGUUUUUCGCGGCGAAGGCGCACCUCGAGAGAGAGGCCCGCGACCUCGGCGCCUUUCUCGCGGAGAAGAACGAAGACUUCCGCGAGGCCUAUCCGUCGCUCUGGGUCGCGCUCUGGUGGGUUCUCGGCUGCCUGCUGCUCUCCCGCCUCUUGACGGGGGACUUCGUCCCGCGCUCUGCGGCCUCGCUCUUCCUCUGCUGCCUAGGCGGCCGGAACGGCUUCUGCGAGCGGCGGCGCAGAAUGAAGGAGGAGCAACGCGCUCGCGAAGAAGCUGCGCAGGCCGUCGUCGACGGCCUGCUGAAGAACCAGCAGAUCAAGUGGCUGCUGACGCAGACGAAGAAGACUUCGUUCAUCUGCGAGAAACUCAAAGGCUCCGUGCUGGAAGUCUGCCGCACAGACACGGAAGAGAAACUGACAAGGGGCGGCUCAGGCGGCAGGGUGCCCGAGGGAAUGGAGGCGAGCGAGCUCGCGAGAGUCGUCGGUAUUAUGCAGCGAGAACAGGAGGAUCUGAAACGCCUUCUGCACGCUUUGCAGGAAGAGCAGAGGGCGGAGCGCGCGAGCAGACAGGCACAGCUCGCAGGUAUCCUCGCAGAGACGAAGAAACAAUUUGACUCGGCCACGCUGCAACAGGCGCAAUACAGCCUCGUCUUUCUGCAGGCUCUAGGGCGCAUCAUGUGUGCAGUUGACCCCACAUACUCCUCUGAAGAGAAAGAGCAGCUGGAGGCUUCGAUUGCUCGAGACGCUGCGGCGAUUCAGAAUUUUCUUUCUUCCGAUUGCCCCGACGAAGUGAACGACACUUACGAGUUGGGCAACGCCCCGUCUGCAGCACGCAGUUCCUUUGCGGACGAAACUUUCAACCACCUCGUGAGGUCGGGGAUGACGCCUCGCGGCCUCUCUCUCGCCUCAUCCUGCGGCUUCUCUGCGGGGCCGAAAGGCAACGAGGAAAGAGACAAUGCGAGCUCGCCCUCGAUGUCGCUGCCUGUGGCAGAGACAGCAGAGCGCAGUGCGGGGAGAGAACACCCACGCCAACGAGAACGCGAGAACUCGGAGGAAGCGAAGGCGCGCGCAGGCGACCUCGACGAAUCCCGACACAGUUCCGCGCAAAGUCGACAAGAUGGGCCUCGAGGCGUCGUGCCGCCAAAUUUGUUUGACGCGUCGCCGCCAGGAGUCUCUCCGGGCUUUUCGUCGAUUCCCCCAGACUUCCCUCCUCCGUUCCCCGCAGCGCCGGACGCUUCUCACCCACCUCCCCUGCCUCUGAACGCGGCGCAGUUUGCGGUUCCCGAGGAGUCUCUUUCAGCUUUUCCGGGAAGCGAAGGCGUCGCAAGCGCACCUUCCACAAGUCACUCGCGCCCUCCCUUGCCGCCGCAGGGGUUGAGGGAUCCGUUCGCGUCGCCUCUUCCGCCCUCAGCCGACAUCGAGGGAGGCAGUGGAGUGUCUACGCACCGGCUCCGGUCCUCGAGUGUCGGCAGUGUCGCUGGGUCGUCUUCUCUCCAGGCGAAGAGCGCAGGAAGUCCGGUCCUUCCGCCUUCGAACGGGGUGUACGCGCCGAUGAUGCAAGCUCCUGGGACUGCAGCAAGUGCGGGGAACAGUGCAGGGCUGGGGAAUGAGGCGACCGGCGCGGGCGCUCCUCUCUCUGCUGCGCCUGCGCUGUUUGCAGGACAGCAGCCUGGGCCGAGUGCGCCGCCGCUCUCGAGCGUUGCCCCGAGUCUUUCAGCGCAGCCGCGCGAGGCGGUUCAGCGCGCGCCGUCUGGAGCGUCGAACGCCUCAGAGAUGGCGGGCGUGAACGGCGAGGAGAACAAGAGCCCUGAGAACGCUCUCGAAGAGAAGGCGCCGAUGCGAGGCAUGAUGAACGGCACAGCUCCGCCCCUGCCUCCCUCUGGACUCAAGCAGGAGGGUCCGCCGCAAGCCGCGGCCGCUCGCCAGUCGGGACGCAUCCUGAGAGAAAGAAGGGAACCUCCAAAAGUCCAGGCAGCGACAAACCCCUUCGGAAUCCCACCGCCGGCGAGUGCGCCUCUCUCCUCAGGGAUGGAUUUCUAG
Messenger RNA from Neospora caninum, 3732 nucleotides. RefSeq lists its product as hypothetical. Bases 1 to 3732 code for a protein of 1243 amino acids. Lineage: Eukaryota; Apicomplexa; Conoidasida; Eucoccidiorida; Sarcocystidae. The record is from RefSeq and is a predicted model, not a curated record. The transcript has 6 exons.